Sorex fumeus (smoky shrew) is the source of this 1825-nucleotide messenger RNA. RefSeq names its product transmembrane protein 121B (gene TMEM121B). NCBI's taxonomy places the organism in Eukaryota, Metazoa, Chordata, Mammalia, Eulipotyphla, Soricidae. Bases 16 to 1776 code for a protein of 586 amino acids. The record is from RefSeq and is a predicted model, not a curated record. The transcript has a single exon.
GCCCCUCGGAGGACAAUGCACCCGGCGUUCGGCCACCCCCGCGCGGUCUCGUCCUCGGCCGCCUCCUUCCCGCCGCCCCCCGCCGCCGCCGCGCGGCUGCAGCCCCUGUUCCUCCGGAGGGGCUCCCCCCGCGGCCGCCGGGGCUCGGGCGACAGCAGCACCACCAGCACCAGCCGCGCGGGAGGCGGGGGCGGCUCUCCCGGCAGCAGCACCGGCGCCGAGCGGGAGGACGACGACGAGAGCGUGAGCAUCAGCAAGCCGCUGGUGCCCGCCGCCGCCGCCGCCGCCGCCGCCGCCGCCGCGGGGCUCUCGGCGCCCCGGGGCCUGGGGGGCGCCCCCGCCGCCGACCCGGCGCCCGCCGCGCUCUCCUCCUCGGGGGUCGCCUCCUCGUCCGCCUCGUCGUCCUCCUCCACGCCCACCUCCUCCUGCAGCAUGACGGCCGCGGACUUCGGCGGGGGCGCGGGGGCCGUCGGGGGUCCCGGGGGGCGCGCGGCGGCGGCGGCGGCGGCGGCGGGCGGCGGCGGGGCGGGCGGCGGCGCCUCCGGCUGCUCGUGCUGCUGCUGCUGCUGCGCCCGGCCGGCCCGGCCGGGUCGCCGGGGUCGGCGCCGCGGCUGCGCCCCCAGCCCCGGCUGCCGCUGGGGUUACCAGGCGCUGUCCGUGGUGCUGCUGCUGGCGCAGGGCGGCCUGCUGGACCUCUAUCUCAUCGCCGUCACCGACCUGUACUGGUGCUCCUGGAUCGCCACCGACCUGGUGGUGGUGGUGGGCUGGGCGAUCUUCUUCGCCAAGAACAGCCGGGGCCGUCGGGGCGGCGCGGCGAGCGGCGCGCACAACCACCACCAGCACCACCACCACGCCGCGGCCCCUCUGCACCUGCCCGCCGCCUCCUCGGGGGCCGCGGCCAAGGCGCGCGGCGGCCGCGGGGGCGCCGGCGGCGCGGGGGGCGGCGUGGGGUCCGGCGCCGCGGCGGGGGAGUUCGCCUUCGCCUACCUGGCCUGGCUCAUCUACUCCAUCGCCUUCACGCCCAAGGUGGUGCUGAUCCUGGGCACGUCCAUCCUGGACCUCAUCGAGCUGCGGGCGCCCUUCGGCACGACGGGCUUCCGCCUGACCAUGGCGCUGUCGGUGCCGCUGCUCUACAGCCUGGUGCGCGCCAUCAGCGAGGCGGGGGCCCCCGGUGGCACGGCGGGACCCCUGCUCCUGCAGCCGCAGCGGCACCGCGCCGCCGGCUGCUUCCUGGGCACGUGCCUGGACCUGCUCGACAGCUUCACCCUGGUGGAGCUGAUGCUCGAAGGCCGCGUGCCGCUCCCCGCACACCUGCGCUACCUGCUCAUCGCCGUCUACUUCCUCACGCUGGCCUCGCCGGUGCUCUGGCUCUACGAGCUCAACGCCUCCCUGGCAACCUCGCCCUGGCGCCCGGCUCCGGGACCCGGCAGCUGCAGCCGCCUUCUGCGCCUGCUGGGUGGCUGCCUGGUGGACGUGCCCCUGCUGGCGCUGCGCGGCCUCCUGGUGGUGAGCUACCAGCAGCCCCUCUCCGUUUUCAUGCUCAAGAACCUCUUCUUCCUUGGGUGCCGGGGCCUGGAGGCGCUGGAGGGCUGUUGGGACCCGGGGAGUCGGACCUCCCCUGGUCGGGCCCGAGGGGGCUAUGGGGCUCCGCCCUCUGCCCCCCCACCCCCUCCUCCGCCGCCUCAGGGAGGCUCCCAGCUGGGCCACUGCAUCUCGGAGAAUGAGGGCGGGACCCACGGCUAUGUCAACACCCUGGUGGUGGCCCCCCAGAAUUGAGUCGAGGAGGGAGCUGGACUCCGUUUGGGGACGGGAUUGCGCCGCUCCU